AUGGCAGAAAUGGAGAAAGAAGGGAGACCUCCGGAAAAUAAAAGGAGCAGGAAACCGGCUCACCCAGUGAAAAGGGAGAUCAAUGAGGAAAUGAAGAACUUUGCAGAAAACACCAUGAAUGAACUCCUUGGCUGGUAUGGCUAUGAUAAGGUUGAACUGAAAGAUGGUGAAGAUAUUGAAUUCAGGAGCUAUCCUACAGAUGGAGAGAGCCGGCAGCACAUUUCUGUUCUCAAAGAAAAUUCUUUGCCAAAACCAAAAUUACCUGAGGACAGUGUUAUUUCACCAUACAAUAUAAGCACAGGCUAUUCAGGGCUUGCCACAGGAAAUGGACUCAGUGACUCACCUGCAGGGUCAAAGGAUCAUGGCAAUGUGCCCAUUAUUGUACCUUUAAUUCCGCCACCUUUCAUAAAGCCGCCAGCAGAAGAUGAUGUGUCAAAUGUACAAAUAAUGUGUGCCUGGUGCCAGAAAGUGGGAAUCAAGCGCUAUUCCCUGAGUAUGGGAAGUGAGGUGAAAAGCUUCUGCAGCGAGAAGUGCUUUGCCGCCUGCCGACGAGCCUACUUCAAGAGAAAUAAGGCUAGAGAUGAAGAUGGACAUGCUGAAAAUUUUCCCCAGCAGCACUAUGCUAAGGAAACUCCAAGGCUUGCCUUCAAGAAUAACUGCGAACUACUUGUAUGUGACUGGUGUAAGCACAUAAGACACACAAAAGAAUACCUGGAUUUUGGGGACGGGGAAAGAAGGCUUCAGUUCUGCAGUGCAAAAUGUCUCAAUCAGUACAAAAUGGACAUUUUCUACAAAGAGACACAGGCCAAUCUUCCAGCUGGGCUGUGCAGCACAUUACACCCUCCCAUGGAAAAUAAAGCAGAAGGCACCGGGGUGCAGCUGCUCACUCCAGACUCUUGGAACAUCCCUCUAACAGAUGCUCGCAGGAAGGCCCCCUCCCCGGUGGCUGCAGCUGGCCAAAGCCAGGGCCCUGGCCCAUCGGUGUCCACCACCGUCUCUCCAUCUGACACUGCCAACUGCUCUGUCACUAAAAUCCCUACGCCAGUGCCCAAGUCCAUGCCCAUCAGCGAGACUCCCAACAUCCCUCCUGUCUCCGUCCAGCCACCUGUCAGCAUCGGGCCUCCCCUGGGCGUCCCGCCUCGCAGCCCUCCCAUGGUGAUGACCAACCGCGGCCCGGUACCGCUGCCCAUCUUCAUGGAACAGCAGAUCUUGCAGCAGAUCCGCCCGCCCUUCAUUCGCGGACCGCCGCACCACGCCUCCAGCCCCAACAGCCCUCUGUCCAACCCCAUGCUCCCCGGCAUCGGGCCCCCUCCCGGCGGCCCCAGGAACCUGGGCCCCACUUCCAGCCCCAUGCACCGGCCCAUGCUGUCGCCCCACAUCCACCCCCCGAGCACCCCGACCGUGCCGGGGAACCCCCCGGGGCUGCUGCCCCCGCCACCUCCGGGCGCGCCCCUGCCGAGUCUCCCCUUCCCGCCGGUGAGCAUGAUGCCAAACGGCCCGAUGCCCGUGCCCCAGAUGAUGAAUUUCGGGCUGCCGUCGCUCGCGCCGCUGGUGCCGCCCCCCACCUUGCUCGUGCCGUACCCCGUGAUCGUGCCCCUGCCGGUGCCCAUCCCCAUCCCUAUCCCCAUCCCUCACGUCAGUGAUUCCAAGCCCCCCAACGGGUUUUCCAGCAACGGGGAGAACUUCAUUCCGAGCGCCCCCGGCGACUCCUCGGCGGCAGGAGGCAAGCCAGGCGGACACUCCCUGUCCCCCCGGGACUCCAAGCCGGGCUCGUCCAAGUCCGCGGACUCACCGCCCGGCUGCUCCGGCCAGGCCCUGAGCCUGGCGCCCGCGCCCGCCGAGCACGGGCGGAGCGAGGUGGUGGACCUGACGCGGCGCGCCGGCAGCCCCCCGGGCGCGGGCGGCCAGCUCGGCUUCCCCGGCGUGCUGCAGGGCCCGCAGGACGGCGUCAUCGACCUGACCGUGGGCCACCGGGCCCGGCUGCACAACGUGAUCCACCGCGCGCUGCACGCGCACGUCAAGGCGGAGCGCGAGCCGGGCGCCGCGGAGCGCAGGACCUGCGGCGGCUGCAGGGACGGCCACUGCAGCCCGCCCGCCGCCGGCGACCCAGGCCCGGGCGCCCCCGCGGGCCCCGAGGCCGCCGCGGCCUGCAAUGUCAUUGUGAACGGCACGCGCGGCGCCGCCGCCGCCGCCGAGGGCGCCAAGGGCGCGGAGCCGCCGCCCGAGCAGCCCCCGCCGCCGCCGCCGCCGCCGCCGCCCGCGCCCCCCAAGAAGCUGCUGUCGCCGGAGGAGCCCGCCGUGAGCGAGCUGGAGUCCGUCAAGGAGAACAACUGUGCUUCCAACUGCCACCUGGACGGGGAGGCGGCCAAAAAGCUGAUAGGGGAGGAGGCCUUGGCGGGGGGCGACAAGUCAGACCCGAACCUUAAUAACCCCGCGGACGAGGACCACGCGUAUGCUCUGCGGAUGCUGCCCAAGACCGGCUGCGUGAUCCAGCCUGUGCCAAAACCCGCGGAGAAGACGGCCAUGGCGCCGUGCAUCAUCUCCUCGCCCCUGCUCGGCGCCGGGCCCGAGGACCUGGAGCCUCCGCUCAAAAGGAGGUGCCUGCGAAUUAGAAAUCAGAAUAAGUAAAAGGAAUGCUCACUCACAGGGUACCUUGCAUGGAGAGAGGGCGCAGAGCAAACCAUGUCUCGCCAUCCAAUGACACCAGCUGGUCAGCUCACCACCCCCUCUGGCUAAAACUCAAGCAAAUAAAGCCGCUUCCUGUCAUUAAGCAUCUCAGAGGAAGCAGCCCUCCCUCGGUGGCCUCUAGCCCAGAGAAGUCGGCACGUCUUGGACCCACCAAGCGGGCUCAACCUUCCUGCUGCCACCAUCUCUGCUUCUCCCCAGAGGAACUUAGGGAUUUUGCCCACGGUUUAAAAAACAGAAAACGAAACAACACACCAACAAGCCACAAGGACCAAUGUAGGUAUUCUCCCCGCCCCAUCUUCAAAGCUCAGAGGGUGAGGCUGGAAGAUGAUACGGAUUUGAAAACAGAAAUCUUUUUUUAAUCUUUUUAAAAACUGCUGUGGUUUUGCUGCUACACGAAGAAUUGUGAUUUGCAUUGUACGGUUUGGACCUGUUAUACUGUUCACGUUUCGACGGCGGAGAGGGAUCAUACUGGAGUCCCAGUGCUUCAGGUUCAUCUCUGUCCUGCCCAGGAUGCACUUUUAAAUGAAGAGUUAGAAUAUUUUAUUGGCUAAUAUACUUUUCUUGUUAUUUUUACAAAGGCCACCUUUAUCCUUUUUAAUGCCAUAUUUUCAGUGUUACACUUUUAUGGCUUUUAAUUUUCGAUUUGACAGAUGUAAGAAGCAGCAUGAAUAGUUUAUACUGUGGUUUUUCAGAGACUGAAUGCCAAGAGAACUCGGUAAAUGUUUAUUCUUCUCAGCUUUCUCUUUAAAUUCCCCUAAAUAGCGCCCCAUUUGGGAACAGAGCAAGAGUGUUGAACUGAAGACCAAAAUGCCCUCAAGGUGUAAAAUAAUCCGAGGGGGAAUAUUUGCUGGGCGUCACGAAAGACUUGGAUGAAAUUUCAACCCUGAUGGUUUUCGGUGAUCCAGGAAGUCGGUGAAGCAAUCUCUCUAUAUGCAGAGCCCUUUCAUGAUAAUUAGAAUGGUAUGGACAAACCAAUGAAAACAGGAGGGAAAGUGAGAAAGCUCGCCCAUGAUUCUGUUUCACUGUUUGCUUUCUCCUGUCAUGGUUAAGAGAAAUGUGCAAUUCGAUCCUCAAUCAGUGGGUGGAGGAUAACAGGGUAGAUUUUCUUGUGUGCACUUGUACAGUUGUAGCUGCGAGUCCAGAAGUCCUCUAGAGCAUGUGUACUGGCACUGAGUUGGUGAGACAGUCGUGGAGUAUCCCAUUCUGAUGAGUACAGAAAAAAAAAAAAGAAAAAAUAAGAAAAAAAUCAAAAAAAGAAGAAAACUAAAAAAAAAAAAAUCAAAUCACCUUGUGAUUCAGUGUAUCUGUUUACUAACUCCAAUAAAGCAAUUGUUCCCUCUGGAGGGGUCCAGGUGCCCCUGCCCUCAGGCCGCUGAGCAGGCAGCAGGAGGGGGGCGGGUGGGCGAGGCCGGGAUGGUGUCCCGCUGGCCUUGCAGCACCACGGGGCCCGUGGAUGCGGUGUACAUACUGUAUUUCUAUAUCCUCCUUUGUACAGAGUCACUUACGUCAAGCUACUGUUUUACAGGUGCUCCUUAUUUAUUAGAGCUGUGAGAGCUUGG
Messenger RNA from Hippopotamus amphibius kiboko, 4247 nucleotides. RefSeq names its product sine oculis binding protein homolog (gene SOBP). NCBI's taxonomy places the organism in Eukaryota, Metazoa, Chordata, Mammalia, Artiodactyla, Hippopotamidae. Gene Ontology annotation, cellular component: nucleus. The transcript is spliced from 7 exons. The record is from RefSeq and is a predicted model, not a curated record. Bases 1 to 2628 code for a protein of 875 amino acids. Gene Ontology annotation, biological process: animal organ development.